This is a messenger RNA of Penicillium soppii, 198 nucleotides long. RefSeq lists its product as uncharacterized. The coding region runs from base 1 to 198 and encodes 65 amino acids. Lineage: Eukaryota; Fungi; Ascomycota; Eurotiomycetes; Eurotiales; Aspergillaceae. The record is from RefSeq and is a predicted model, not a curated record. The transcript is spliced from 3 exons.
AUGGACUGGCAGAGUGCCAAGGACGACGUAAUUGAGGCUAUGACACCUUGUUAUAGUAGCGAGCGCCAGAGCGGGAUCUGGCUUGCUAAAGCAAACGAAUGGAUCAUUCUAGCCUACUACGAUGACUCCAAACAAGUUAGAAGUGCUCAAAUAGCUGCUGCGAGACUGGCUGAUGAGAUCAGAGAAGAUGAAUACUAG